Molecule: messenger RNA, 1104 nt
Organism: Patella vulgata (common limpet)
Lineage: Eukaryota; Metazoa; Mollusca; Gastropoda; Patellidae
Product: alpha-galactosidase A
Biological process (GO): glycoside catabolic process; glycosylceramide catabolic process; oligosaccharide metabolic process
Cellular component (GO): cytoplasm
Molecular function (GO): alpha-galactosidase activity
Source: RefSeq, a predicted model, not a curated record
AGUGAGGAUUUAUAUAAACAAAUGGCGGAUCGUAUCGUAGCAGACGGCUAUAAAGAUGCUGGCUAUGAAUACGUCUGUAUCGAUGAUUGUUGGUUGGCUCCUACCAGAGAUGCAAAUGGCCGACUGCAGCCUGAUCCUAACAGAUUUCCUAGCGGAAUGAAAGCUUUGGCAGAUUAUAUUCAUUCUAAAGGACUGAAAUUUGGUAUUUAUGAAGAUUUUGGCGUAAAGACCUGCGCUGGAUAUCCGGGAAGUGAAUAUUAUUUAGAACUGGAUGCCCAGACGUUUGCGGACUGGGGUGUUGACUUACUGAAGUUUGAUGGAUGUGGUGCAAACGCUGCUGACUUUGCGUACGGGUAUCCUGCUAUGACGUUUUUCCUGAAUAAAACUGGACGACCAAUCUUAUAUUCCUGCGAAUGGCCUGGACACGCCCACAAUACGGCGAGUUAUAGUGCUGUACGUAAAUACUGUAAUACAUGGAGGAACUAUAUAGAUAUAAAUGACAAUUGGCAGAGUUUUGCAGGUCCUGGUGGAUGGAACGAUCCAGAUGAGUUGUGUAUUGGUGAUUUUGCCCUGAGUUUGGACCAGGAGAGAACACACAUGGGAAUGUGGGCGAUAUUUGCUGCUCCACUAUUGAUGUCCAAUGAUCUUAGAAACAUUCGGAACGUGUCACGUGAUUUGCUGUUGAACAAACGUCUGAUUGCUGUAAAUCAGGAUCCUCUUGGAAUUCAAGGCAAACUGGUUUAUAACAAAACAGUUAUAAGAAUAUGGACUAAGCCCAUUACUCCUGUUGGAAGUUACGCCAUUGCCUUUGUCAACUUUGAUGGUGGUGGACGUCCAACACAUCUAACGGUAAAAUGUGGGGAUGUUGGUUUGACCAAUGCUGUGGGAUAUAACGUUACAGAUACAUUUACUGGAGAUGCCGUGGGUACCUUUAAACCAGGAGAUGAAUUCGACGUGUUUGUUAACCCCACGGGAAUUAUAAUGUUCACCGCGAUUCCUUUACAACCAAAUUAAUCAAUUGGAAUAUUUAUAUCGGGUGGCCCAGAAAAAAACCCUGAUAAUAUUUAUUUAAUCCUACAAGAAUUAUCAUGUUUACUGCUAUUC